Jatropha curcas is the source of this 3152-nucleotide messenger RNA. It is a transcript of the gene EIN4, whose product is annotated as Signal transduction histidine kinase, hybrid-type, ethylene sensor. Lineage: Eukaryota; Viridiplantae; Streptophyta; Magnoliopsida; Malpighiales; Euphorbiaceae. Gene Ontology annotation, cellular component: endoplasmic reticulum; endoplasmic reticulum membrane. Gene Ontology annotation, molecular function: ethylene binding; protein binding; phosphorelay sensor kinase activity. The record is from RefSeq and is a predicted model, not a curated record. Gene Ontology annotation, biological process: response to ethylene; phosphorelay signal transduction system.
UUUUUUUUUUUUUUUUCGGGACAUUCUUUUUUCUUUCUAAUUUUAGCUGCUUUCAAUAAAUUGUUCUUAUUAAAAAAAUUUUGUUGUCAUGGUGCAAAUAUCAUGAAUACUCUAAUAAGCAAAAAGAAUUGUAAAGCAGAGGAGAAAUGUGGGGAAAUAACUUGUCUUUUGGAUGGCCAUAAAGAGAGAAUCAUUGUGGAAUUGUCAAGUUUCAGGCUGGCUGGUGUUUAAGAUCUUGAAAUCUACCAAAUAAAUUUGUCGUUUUUGGCUGAUGCUUAGGGUAAGUGUUUUAGAUCUUGAACUAUCACUAGUAAAUAAUUGGUGGGUUUAUGAGGCCAUGACAAAAGGAAUAUUCUUUUAUGUUCUAUUAAUUUAAAUCCUAUUAUGCAAGGGGUUUGUACGAUUAUGGAAUUUUGAUGAGAAUGUGUUGAGCAAGUGUUGACUUGGGUGCAAUGUUAAGAGCAUUAGCUCCUGGGUUGCUUUUAUUAUCAGUUCUCGUGAUCUCGGUCUCUGCCAUUGAUAAUGAGUUUGUGAACUGUAAUUGUGAUGAUGAGAGUUUAUGGAGCAUACAUAGCAUUCUAGAGUGUCAGAGGGUUAGUGAUUUCUUGAUUGCAAUUGCCUACUUUUCAAUACCCAUUGAACUCCUUUACUUUAUUAGCUGCUCCAACUUUCCAUUUAAAUGGGUCCUCGUUCAGUUUAUAGCUUUUAUAGUCCUUUGUGGAUUGACACAUUUGCUCAAUGGAUGGACUUAUUAUGGGCCGCACUCAUUUCAAUUGAUGCUGUCUCUCACAAUUGCCAAAUUCCUUACAGCUUUGGUUUCAUGUGCAACUGCAAUAACCCUUUUGACUUUGAUUCCUCUUCUUCUCAAAUGGAAAGUGAGGGAGCUUUUCUUGAAACAAAACGUGUUGGAAUUAGAUCAAGAAGUAGGUAUAAUGAAGAAGCAGAAGGAGGCAAGCUUGCAUGUCCGUAUGCUAACCCGUGAAAUCAGGAAAUCCCUUGAUAAGCAUACGAUAUUGUAUACAACUUUAGUUGAGCUUUCCAAAACUUUGGAUUUGCAUAAUUGUGCAGUGUGGAUGCCAAAUGAGAGUAGAACAGAGAUGCAUCUCACCCAUGAGUUGAGACGAAGUUCUAAAGGUUAUCACGUUUCUAUCCCCAUUAAUGAUCUGGAUGUGUUAGAGAUAAAAGGUAGCAAGGGGGUAAAGAUUUUGAGGCCAAAUUCAGCACUUGGGGCUGCAAGUGGUGGUGGAUCAGAUGAGGCAGGCGCUGUGGCAGGAAUCCGGAUGCCAAUGCUUCAAGUUUCAAAUUUCAAAGGGGGGACACCUGAACUUGUGGAUACCUGUUAUGCUGUAUUAAUCUUAGUUCUUCCAAAUGUGAAUUCUAGAGUUUGGAGCUGUGAGGAAAUGGAAAUAGUGGAAGUAGUUGCUGAUCAGGUGGCUGUGGCUUUAUCCCAUGCUUCAGUUCUUGAAGAAUCUCACCUAAUGCGAGAGAAGUUGAGUGAGCAAAACCGUGCUUUGCAGCAAGCCAAGAAGAAUGCGAUGAUGGCAAGCCAGGCAAGAAACUCAUUUCAGAAGGUGAUGAGUCAUGGGAUGAGGAGGCCAAUGCACUCAAUCUUGGGCCUGCUUUCAAUGUUCCAAGAUGAGAACCUGAACUUUGAGCAGAAGAUUAUUAUUGAUACAUUGGUGAAAACUGGCAAUGUUCUUUCAACUUUAAUAAAUGAUGUGAUGGAGAUUUCAGCAAAAGAUAGUGGAAGAUUCCCAUUAGAAACGAGGCCUUUCCGGCUACACUCUAUGAUCAAGGAAGCUUCUUGCCUUGCUAAGUGCUUUUGUGUGCAUAAAGGCUUUGAUUUUGCAAUUGACGUUCAGAGUUCUUUGCCUAAUUUAGUGAUAGGAGAUGAGCGAAGGGCUUUUCAAGUUAUUCUGCAUAUGGUUGGAUAUCUGUUGAACAUCUAUGGCGGAAGUGGAAAUGUCAUAUUUAGAGUUUUCUCAGAAAAUGGUAGUGAGGGUAAGAAUGAUAGAAUGUUGGGGAUGUGGAAACCAAAUGCUCCAGAGGAGUAUGUGUCUAUAAAGUUUGAGAUUGAAAUUAGGGAGGGAAAUUCUUUGUCGGAUGGAUCAAUCCCAAAAACACAUAAUUCUGGGAGGAGGCAAAACGGUGAUGAAGUUAAAGAAGGUUUGAGCUUUACAAUGUGCAAGAAGCUUGUUCAGAUGAUGCAAGGUAAUAUCUGGAUAUCUCAGAAUUCUCUGGGUUUUGCACAAAGCAUGAGUCUGCUUCUCAGGUUUCAAAUCCGACCUUCCUAUGGAAGAGCCAUAUUUGCCUCUGGAACUUCCUCAGAACAACCAAAUUCUAAUUCUAUGUUCAGAGGUCUUCGGGUUAUACUUGCUGAUGAUGAUGAUAUAAACAGGACUGUGACCUCAAAGCUGCUUAGGAAGCUAGGUUGUGAAGUGACUGCUGUUUCAUCUGGAUUUGAAUGCCUUAGUGCCCUCAGCUCGGGUGAAAAUUCAUUUGGAGUUGUUAUUUUGGAUCUUCAGAUGCCAGAAAUGGAUGGUUUUGAAGUAGCAAUGAGAAUCCGCAAGUUCCGAAGUCGCAACUGGCCAUUGAUUAUAGCCGUGACUGCAAGUGCUGAGGAUUAUAUUUGGGAGAGAUGCCUACAGGUGGGAAUGAAUGGAGUGAUUCGAAAACCCGUUCUCUUACGAGGGAUGGCUGACGAGCUUCGAAGAGUUCUGCAAAGGGCAGGUGAAGGGUUGUAAAGAGCAAGUUAUGGAAUUUUCACACUGAUUUCUCAACAAAAAUCUUGAGGAUUGGAUCAUCUCCCCUUUGUGGUCCAGCAUGGAGAUGCUAAGGCAUUUAUAAUUGAUGGUAUAGAAAAUAUAGACCGUCACUUUCUGCUAACUUCUUUGUUUAGCUCUAUGACUAGAAUAUCAUAGAAUGGAUUAAACCUCGAUGUGAAACUAGUCAAAUUUUUUAUCUGAUAGUGAAACAAAUGCCAAUAUGAUUCACAACAUCAAAGUAAUACUACAUACUAGCUUCUUCGACUGUUCUCUUGAUGCCUUCUUCAAAAUAUCUUUAUUUUUUGUAUGAGUUGGUGGCUUAUACUGCACCUUGUUUGGAAACCUUGUUCUUACAGUUGGAAUUUGAACUUUCAGAGAUUAGCUUUA